UGGCGGGCGGGUGAAGCAGCUCCGACAGCUUGUUUUACGUACUGAUUCUUUUUAACCUUUAUGUAAAAUUUAAUCAMGCUUCAAAAUGGCUGUCCAUCGUCCUACAUUAUUCAACCUUAUGAAYAGCAUCGUUGGAGUCAGUGUUUUGGCAAUCCCGUUUUGUUUUCAUCAGUGUGGAAUAAUUCUUGGUUGCCUGGCUAUGAUACUUAUGAUGUACAUAACCAAAAAGACAUGUUUGUUAUUACUAUUAUCGGCACAACUUGCAAGAAGAAGGAGCUAUGAAUCUUUAGCACAAUUUACUUAUGGCAAUGCAGGAAAACUUGCAGUUGAAGCAUGCAUUAUAGGUUUAAUGGCUGGCACGUUGUGUGCUUUUAAUGUAAUUAUAGGCGACCUUGGUCCUAAUAUAGUCCAAAGUUUAUUUGCUAUUGAGGUCACUCCCACUAUAAGAGCCACAAUUAUGAUCUCACUUGCUUUUGGCGUAGGUCUACCACUAUCUUUAAUGCGAGAUAUCUCUAGUUUGGCAAAUUUAAGUGCUGUUUCAUUGUGUUUCUAUGCUUUGUUUGUCGCUCAGGUUAUUUUUAAUUCAUUACCCCACUUGUUUUCCGGYGAGUGGUUGAGCACUAUUAAUCUAUGGAAGCCKGCUGGUUUUUUGCAAAGUCUAUCAAUCUUUGCUUUAGCUUUCUCUUGCCAAACGCAGUUGUUUGGUCUUUAUGACUCAAUUCCAGAGCCAUCUGUGAAGAAAAUGGAUGUUGUUGUUCAUGUAGGAAUGAAUGCCGUUUGCUGUGUUUAUCUGAGUGUUGGCUUUUUCAGCUAUGUGACAUUUUAUGAUGUUGGAGUCAAGGGUGACAUCUUGACCAAUUAUGGUGGUUCUUCUUUAGCUAUUUUACUGAAAAUGGGAUUUAUGCUGUCAGUGAUUGUAAGCUUUCCUUUGAUGGUAUUUCCAAUGCGAGCCAGUAUCAACUCCCUUUUAUUCCCAUCUCAGACUGCUGGUACAGAAAACAUGCCAGGAGGGCCAGGAUACAUGCCACAAAACCGCUUUGUCUACAUAACUGUAACAGUCAUUAGUCUCACUUUAUUAGUUGGAGUUCUUAUUCCACAAAUUGAGUUUAUUCUUGGCCUCACUGGAGCAACAAUGGGAACAAUGAUCAGCAUGAUCUUGCCAGCAUCCAUGUUUCUAUACGUUGUCCAAGAAACAAAAGGAGAACACAGAACCACGGCCAAGAUUAUUCUAGCCGUCGGAUUCACUUGCCUAAUAGCAAGUACAUAYACCACGUUAACUUCAACKGAAAGCCACCAUCAUGACGAAAAUACCUUACAGCAAAGCGCUAAGAUUCCAGUGGAGCACGUCCACCAAGAUAUCAAAAUUCCUUCUAAUCUUUCUGACCUGAAGGCUGUCAAGCCACCACCCUCUGCUUUUAAAAUUUCCAAAGACGURRCCGACUCGAAAGGUGUUAAAGCUGAUGUAAAAAAGGUGGAUGAAAAGGUAGAAGUUGACGAGAAGAGGAAAGAACCAGCCUUGCCAAAUCCACCAGAUGACAAGAAAGAUGGUGGUGAUGUUGACAAGGGUGGUGAUCCUUUGAAAGGCAUUAAGGCUAUCGUGGAAGAWAAAGAUGUCAAAGAGGUGAAGAAGASCGAGAAGGGWGCAGAUCCUUUGAAUGAAAAAAGACAGCUUAUGAGUACUGAUGAUUCCAAGGGAAGCGAACCCCUUAAAUCUCCUCUUGCUKCUGAGAAAAAUCUUCUGGCCUCGCAGCAAUCUCACGAGAACAAGAACUAUGUCAAUGAAUCCAAAAACAUUGAUAAGAAAGAUGUUAAAAAACCUGAUACAAGGRCUAAACGAGAUGUCGAAGAAAAACCAAAGGAAAUUAAUUCUGACACGUCAACAGAAACUGUCAUGAGAAAGGAUAGCGGUGKUAGCACGAAGUCAACAGAAAUUCUGCCGACUGCUAAAGUAACGGAGUCAUUGAAAAACRGUAGCGUUGUUAUURUUGAACCAAAGUCUCUUCCUGUAGAACCUGUCUCACCCACUGAAACUGCAAAAGUCGACGCUUCAUCCUUGGACCCUCAUGUUGGUAACGAGACAGGAAAGAUCAUMAAGGGAAGAGAUCUCAAGUCAAGCGAAGUCAUCGGGAGAAAGCUCCAUUCUGUGCAACCUCUAAGGUCAUUAUGGGAACAAAGGUUAAAGAAACAUCGUUCCUUAACAAUAAAAAGAAAGAAGAGAAAGAUUGGAUUGAGUUGACCUAUGGAGUAUCCACUCAAGGAGUACAACUAGUUUUAUAAUUAAAAAUGAUACCAUUCAAAUGGAAUUUUAAAUCGUUUAUUUAUGGUGCAAGGAUUUGCAAUAUGUGUGUACAAACACUUGAAAAACCUCGUCAAACAUUAAUGUUUAAAACUACUGCAUAGAAAUAGUUCAUGAAUCCACAAGUUGAAAUAAUUUCAAACUGCACAUUUCUAAUCUACGAGUUAAGGUUUAAAGAUUGAUAUUUUCGAUUUAGUACGUCAGAAGCAUGCAUCGCAGUUUUUGUAGUAGUUGGAUUCAGUAGCACUAAGUUAGAUUAUAAAUCGUAGUAGUGUAUGGGGUACUAAUGAGACGGUGAUAUCCCAAACUCCACUUCGGUCUGAGCUUCUAUGAUGCUUUCUUUAUGAUAUAUCUUUUGAAAGUUGUUGUAUGCUAUGACAAUUUGUUUCUUGUAAGUAGAUUCCUCUUGUAAAGAAUUCACAAAGAAUAGAAAAUAUCAUGUAACUAAAACUUUAAGUAAUAAUAAAAUAGAAUAAAUAAU
This is a messenger RNA of Exaiptasia diaphana, 2777 nucleotides long. Its product is annotated as putative sodium-coupled neutral amino acid transporter 10. The transcript has 12 exons. The record is from RefSeq and is a predicted model, not a curated record. NCBI's taxonomy places the organism in Eukaryota, Metazoa, Cnidaria, Anthozoa, Actiniaria, Aiptasiidae. Gene Ontology annotation, biological process: amino acid transmembrane transport. The coding region runs from base 86 to 2236 and encodes 716 amino acids. Gene Ontology annotation, molecular function: amino acid transmembrane transporter activity.